Bactrocera tryoni is the source of this 1929-nucleotide messenger RNA. It is a transcript of the gene Pisd, whose product is annotated as phosphatidylserine decarboxylase proenzyme, mitochondrial. Gene Ontology annotation, cellular component: mitochondrion. Gene Ontology annotation, molecular function: phosphatidylserine decarboxylase activity. The transcript has a single exon. Gene Ontology annotation, biological process: phosphatidylethanolamine biosynthetic process. The record is from RefSeq and is a predicted model, not a curated record. Lineage: Eukaryota; Metazoa; Arthropoda; Insecta; Diptera; Tephritidae. The coding region runs from base 239 to 1558 and encodes 439 amino acids.
AAAUUGACAGUCCUUAGGUGACAGAUUGAGUUUAAUUAUCACUCCGAGAAAUCAGCUGACUUUAAUCGGCAAUAGUGUAUGAAAAGAUUAUACAUCAAAAGCAAAAUAUUCAGGAAAUUAAUUCUCUUAAGUCUUUGAAAGAAAUAGUUGUCUAAACAAUAAACGAUCAUUCGGAUUGGUAAUCGUAAACAGUUAUUAUUUAGCUAGUGGGACACAGUCAAAGUAGUCGUACAACAGAAUGGUAUCAUAUUUUGUACCGCGUGGGCGCUUCCUUAUUAAAGCAGGCAGUUUGAGACAAGCAGCUCAUUUGAAGCAAGUUCAACAACAACAGGAACAAGGAAAAUGGCCCAUGUUGCGUCAUUUUCGUCAAACUUUUUCAACAAAGUUAGCUAAAGAUAAAAUACCUAACGAUUCGAAACAAGCGAAUAUAAAACCAAUUGUUCGUUGCAACAGCACCUUGGGAAAGGCCGGCCAUAAAACAGAAAAGAAAUUCAAUAAACAAGAUCUUGUGAACCGUAGUGUUUGGACAAAAUGGACCGGCUUUCUUUUACGGUGGACACCUGUUGGCAUCUGUCUUUUUGGGGUUAUAGAGUGGCAGCUACACAAACAAAAACGUGAAAAGGAAAACUUGCCUCGUACUGCAUCGUCUUUCCAAUCAAAAGUAUACUGCUCCUUACCACUCCGAAUAAUUAGUCGGUGCUGGGGCUGGUUAGCUGCGUGCUACGUACCUGUUUAUUUGCGGCCAUAUAUUUACGGUUGGUACUCAAAUAUGUUCGGUGUUAAUUUGGAUGAAGCGUUAUAUCCUGAUUACAAAUACUAUAAAAGCCUUGCGGAAUUCUUUACUCGACCACUAAAAGAAGGUGUGCGUCCAAUUGAUCCCAAUGCUGCCAUUAUAUCUCCUGCAGAUGGACGAGUUUUGCACUUUGGAACUGCGCAGAACAAGUUAAUAGAGGAAGUGAAAGGUAUCAAGUAUAGUGUAUCGUCAUUCUUAGGACCAGUAACAUGGCACAAACGGUUAACUGGUGAAUUUACGGAAGAAUUGAAAGAGAAUAAGGAUGGCACAACUGAACUUUUUCAAUGCGUAAUUUACUUGGCACCUGGUGAUUAUCAUCGUUUCCAUUCGCCUGCUGAUUGGCAACCAAAGUUAAGACGUCAUUUUGUCGGCGAACUGUUAUCAGUUAAUCCACGCGUAGUUACUUGGCUUCCCGAUCUGUUUUGUCUGAAUGAAAGAGCUGUAUAUUUGGGCAAUUGGAAACACGGUUUCUUUAGUUAUGCAGCAGUGGGUGCAACAAAUGUUGGUUCGGUACAAAUAUAUAUGGAUGAGAAUUUAAAAACUAAUCGUUGGAUGGGUUUAAAAUUUGGAGAACAUAGAGAUCGUCAUAUUUACGAUGAAAUUGAAUUAACGGAUAAUAAAAAGUUCGGGCGAGGUGAAUUGCUGGGACAAUUCAAUAUGGGUAGCACAAUCGUGUUACUGUUUGAAGCACCUAAGAACUUUAAAUUUAAUAUAAACAUCGGUCAAAAAGUACAAGUCGGCGAAUCUCUAGGUAUCUUAGAGUAAGUCAAUAAAGCAGCCACAAUCAGUGGACUUUGGCUGAUGAACUUCUUGAAAAGAAGUAAAAAUGUGCACACGAUCUUUAUAUAAUCGUGAUGACAAUGGAAAUGUUUGAGAUGAUGAUAUACGUGCCAGUAACUGAAUGUGAUUCGCAUACACGCGUUAAAGCGUUGUCAGAGUUAAUAUUUGUUUGUAUAGUGUGUUUUUUGUCAUAUUCGUUCGCUACUAAAGGAACCUGCUAAGUUAAGCUUGAAGCUUAAUAUUCGUUGUAAACAUUAAAAAUUUUAUAAGCAAGUUAAGUAUAUUUCUAGUACAAAACUUGUAAGCGGUUUCUUAUUUCUCUAUCGAACAGAAAUAUAUAUGAUAAAAGUUUAAAA